UUGUCUGAAAUUAUUAAAUACAAUAAAUUAAAUAAUUAAAAAUGAAAAAACCGUGCAUCGCACGAGCUUCCAUCUAGUGGAAUAUAUUAAGAAUUUUUAAAACAGAAGUCAUAUGAAGUAUUUUUUAGCAUAAUAAUAGUAAAAAAAAACAAGGAAAAUUUAAUAACAAUAAACCAACCUUUGCCCCAUUCUCCCAUAACGAAACAACCUUUAAAUCUGCUCAAAAUAAACACAAGUUUGUAUUUUUUCUCUCAUAAUAAACCCAACUGACCUAUGACCUGAACAAUCGGUCAUUUUAUUUAUUUUCCUUUAAUUAUUUUUUUUAGAUUAACAAAAUAAAUUAAAUUAAAUUAAAAAAAAAUAAAAAAAAAUAAAAAACUCAAACCUCCCCUAACCCCACUGCCAACCCCUCCUCCAUUAAAUCCGGCCACCAUGCCCUUCACCACCUCCCUUUCCGGCCACCCUCCCCUUCACCUCUCUUUCCAACCACCUUGUCUUUCUGGCCACAACCCACCCGAAACCGGCCAAUCCCCACCCGAAAACCCCCACCGGAACCGAACAAGCCUAAAACCCCCACUCGGAUUCCGGCAUCCUCCAAGACCCCCACCCUUGAAAUCGGUAUAUCCUUAAACCCCCACCAGCCACCACUUACACCGACGCCGCCCAAAACCAUCUCCCCUAUCUUUAAAACAAAUCACCUUACUCAUAUGCUUCAAAACACCACCAUCUUUACCAAACUCAGAAGCAUUGGGUGCCUUUGCUACUCUUGGCUUUACCCAAUACUUCUCGUCUUCUCCUGAAUUGCACAUUCUACUCCUUCCAUCUUUGUCAGUUAUUCUCCAUUUCUACUUCCAGAACCUCUACUACUGCCUUGAGGCCCUUGAUCUAACCACCAACAAAAUCUAUACUUCUUGUUGUGUCAAAUUCAUUUUAUCAAUACUUCAAUAACUAAAUGUCUGCCCCUCUAUUUUCUCAUCCUACAUUCCAACCUGCACCCGAUAAAUUGAAUUGGGCACCAUCUUAAUUACCUCCAAAUCUAUAACUACGCAAAGUUUGCAACAAAUUGCUUAUGAAUCUGAAUAGUAACUUCCUCAGUGAAUUGAUCUCCAAACAAAAACACAACACAACAUUAAUUAAAAAUAAAAUAAUUAAAUAAUAAACACAACCCUCUGCUGCCCAGUACUAGCGCCACCAACUCGCAACCCCUCGCGCUACACAACCUCGCCCACCGGCAGCCACCAAUUCGAACAAGCAAAAUCAUAAUGGGGCGUUGAGUGGUGUCAUGGAGGGUGGCGGAAAGGGAGGGGGGUCACCGGAGUCAGGGGAAUGGGUUGAGCACCGGCUGCCAGCCGCCGGCAGUGUAGGGGUGGUGCUGUGCUUGGAGGUGUUGCUGGCGUUUGGUGAUGAUGUUGUGGUUGUUCUUUGUUGUGGCAGUAGGGUGGUUUUGAUUUUAUUUUAUUUUUUUUUUAUUUCUUUUUUUUGUAAGAAUUAUCAAAAUUUAAAAAUUAAAAAAAAAAAAACUUGACCAAUGAUUUAAUGACAUGUGGACUUUUACCUGUUAUAACAGGUAGGUAACCUGCUUGGUCCAUUUUGAGCGAAAAAUGGCAAACUUCUGUCUAAUAUGGGCAGAUUUAUAGGUUUGUCCAUUUUGGGAGAACCGGCCAAAGGUUGGUCUAUUUACGUUAAUUUUUCUAAAAAACAAAAAAAAAAAGUAAUUAGCAUAAUAAAGUUAGUUGUUUGGGCCGUACUUGGGCUUUAAUUCUAUAUGUUGAACCUUACCUGCACAAUUAGACCUCUACUUAAUUUCCUUACAUUUAUAACGUUAGGUUUUGUGCCAUAUAAUUCUCUCUAAUUUAUUUCCCUCCAAAAAAAACGGUAAUUUAAAUAGAUGAAUGAAGACUUUGAGAUCAGCUGUGAAAAGCUGUUUCUACGAGGUUCCUUCUCUCCAUUGUCACGCAUUGAAGCUUGGAACAAUAGAAAGCACUUACGAUGCAAACGUUAUCGUAAGCGGGUAUGCGAAACACGGUCAUUUGAAGAUUGCACACCAACUGUUCGACGAAAUGUCUCGCAGAGAUACUGUUUCUUGGAACACCAUGAUUGCUGGCUAUGUAAAUUCUGGAUCUUUUGGUCCCUCUUGGAAACUAUUGAUUGAUAUGAGACGGCGUGGAUUCGCGGUCGAUAAGUACACUUUUGGUAGUAUUCUUAAGGGAGUUGCUUCCAAUGGAGAGUUUAGUUGUGGGGAGCAAUUGCAUUCUAUGGUUAUUAAGGCGGGGUCUCAAUUUAAUGUUUAUACUGCAAGUUCACUUUUGAAUAUGUAUGCUAAGUGCGGGAGGAUCGAGGAUGCGUAUUCGGUGUUUAAGAUUAUGCCUAACCGUAGUUCUGUCUCUUGGAACGCUAUGAUUGCAGGGUUUGUGGAGCAAGGUGAUUUUGAGACUGCAUUCGAGCUUUUCGAUGGCAUGGGAAAAGAGGGCGCGAAGAUUGAAGAUGGAACAGUUGCACCAUUAUUAACAGUACUUAAUGACCCUGAUUAUUUCCGGUUACCUAUUCAACUGCAUUCAAAGAUUAUCAAGCUUGGGUUGAGUACUAACAAUAUUGUUUGCAAUGCUCUUCUUACGUCAUAUUCUGAGUGCGGUUCGUUGGAAUAUGCAGAGAAGAUGUUCUAUGGUGCCUUUGAUGUUCAUGAUUUGGUAACUUGGAAUUCCAUGCUGGGGGCAUACCUUCUACAUAACAAGGAAAGCCUUGCAUUUAAAGUAUUUGUUGAUAUGCAAUUGUUUGGUUUCGAACCUGAUAUAUAUACAUAUACCAGUGUUGUCAGAGCCUGUUUCAAAGAGACACAUCAGCUGUAUGGAAAAUGUGUCCAUUGCUUGAUAAUAAAGCGGGGACUAGAGAGUUCCACAGCAAUAGCCAAUGCAUUAAUAGCUAUGUAUAUGAAGUCGACUGAAAAAGCUGUAGCAGAUGCACUAAGAUUGUUUGAAUCAAUAGAUCCUAAAGAUUCCGUCUCUUGGAAUUCUGUUGUAACUGGGUUCUCACAGUUUGGCUUCAAUGAAGAUGCAAUAAAGUUCUUUGGGAAGAUGAGGUCACAUAAUUUUGGGAUUGAUCACUAUUCUCUUUCUGCAGUCCUGAGAUCUUGUGCAGACUUAGCAGCCUUGCAAUUGGGCCGUCAAAUUCAUGCUUUGACUCUUAGAUCUGGAUUAGAAACUAAUGAGCAUGUAGCUGGCUCCUUAAUUUUCAUGUAUACUAAAUGUGGCCUACUUGACAAUGCUAGAAAGUCUUUUGAAGAAACCCCAAAAGACAGCCCAAUUACUUGGAACUUUAUCAUUUUUGGGUAUGCUCAGCAUGGGCAAGGCAAAAUCGCUCUUGAGCUUUUCCAUCAGAUGACAGAAAGUAAGGUGAAGCUUGAUCAUGUGACCUUCGUUGCUGUCCUAACUGCAUGUAGCCACAUGGGUUGGGUGGAAGAAGGUCGAAAUGUUCUUAAAACAAUGGAAUCAAAGUAUGGCAUUACACUGCGAAUGGAACAUUAUGCUUGUGCUAUUGAUUUGUUUGGAAGAGCUGGGCUCUUAGGUGAGGUGAAGUCCUUGGUCAAAUCAAUGCCAUUUGAGCCUGAUGUAAUGGUGUGGAAAACUGUAUUGGGUGCAUGUAGAAGCUGCGGAGAUGUCGAAUAUGCAACUAAGGUUGCAAAUCAUCUGCUUGAAAUCGCUCCUCAAGAGCACUGUAGUUAUGUUAUCCUGUCUGAUAUCUAUGGGCGUCUUAAGAGGUGGGAAGAAAAGGCUAAUCUGACAAGGUUGAUGAGAGAAAGGGGAAUAAGGAAGGUCCCAGGCAGCAGCUGGAUAGAGAUAAACAAUGAAGCUCAUGCUUUUAAUGCCGAGGGUAGUUGUCAUACCAAUGUCAUAGAAAUAUAUGCAACCUUAGAAGGACUUAUGAAGGAAAUCAGAAUGCUAAAAGAUGCCUCUAACUUAGAGAUUUCUGUUGAGGAGUGGGCUCUCCUUGAUGUUGAUUGCUGAUGACUCGCUGACAGUUCAAGCAUAUAUCGUGGACUUGGCAGCAAAGGUAGUUAUUUGAACAUUUACCUCUAGCUCAUGUCCUGGAAUUAGCCUUUUAGAUGGAAGUAUAAUCUACUCUGCAGUUCCAUCUUUAGGAUUAACAUGCUAUCUGCUUCAUCAAAUUAUGACAACAUGCUCAACCUUUGUUGUUUUAAUUUGCAUAAAAUGGCAGUGACAAUUAAAAAUAAAGAGGAUGUGGAUUCCCAGUUACGCUGUUAUACGGUUUGUUGGUGUCUUUUCACUUGAUUUUCUUUUUGUCCUUUCUAAUGGACCUGGAGAGUGAAGUGGUGGUAUCCAUGACAUAUAACAGCCACGGAUCCAUAAAUUAGCUUUUGAGUAAGUCCCAAUGAAAAAAGCAUUUUGCUGUUUUUAAUCACUAAAAAAAAUUCAAUUACAAUGAACCAUUAAUUAUUAAAAUAAAUCACAAUUUAGCUCCUUUAAAAAAACAUGUUAAAAAAAAAGUGAUGCUAAAAUGGUUGGGGCCAUGCCAUGCCAUGGGCCAAUGACAUUGAAUAUAUGUUUCGUUGAUAAAGUUUAGAGAUAUAUCUUGGUUUCUAGCUAUUCU
Messenger RNA from Chenopodium quinoa (quinoa), 4605 nucleotides. RefSeq names its product putative pentatricopeptide repeat-containing protein At3g25970. Gene Ontology annotation, molecular function: RNA binding; protein binding. The transcript has a single exon. NCBI's taxonomy places the organism in Eukaryota, Viridiplantae, Streptophyta, Magnoliopsida, Caryophyllales, Amaranthaceae. The record is from RefSeq and is a predicted model, not a curated record. Gene Ontology annotation, biological process: RNA modification. The coding region runs from base 1893 to 4001 and encodes 702 amino acids.